Nyctereutes procyonoides (raccoon dog) is the source of this 1947-nucleotide messenger RNA. RefSeq names its product yrdC N6-threonylcarbamoyltransferase domain containing (gene YRDC). Gene Ontology annotation, cellular component: cytoplasm. NCBI's taxonomy places the organism in Eukaryota, Metazoa, Chordata, Mammalia, Carnivora, Canidae. The transcript has 4 exons. Gene Ontology annotation, biological process: regulation of translational fidelity. Bases 1 to 741 code for a protein of 246 amino acids. Gene Ontology annotation, molecular function: double-stranded RNA binding; nucleotidyltransferase activity; tRNA binding. The record is from RefSeq and is a predicted model, not a curated record.
AUGUCUCCGGCGCGCCGGUGCGGGGCGCUGAGGGCCGCGGUGGCUGCCGGCGCGGGGCUGAGCGAGGGGCCGGCGGGCUCCGCGCGGAGGGGCCGCCUCCUGCGCGCGCCGAGCCGGCUGCUGCGGCUCCCGGGGGGCGGGGCCGUGCGGGCCGCAAGCCCGGAGCGCGCCGGCUGGACCGAGGCGCUGCGGGCCGCCGUGGCCGAGCUGCGCGCCGGCGCCGUGGUGGCCGUGCCCACCGACACGCUGUACGGCCUGGCCUGCGCGGCGAGCUGCUCGGCGGCGCUGGACGCCGUGUACCGCCUCAAGGGCCGCAGCCACGCCAAGCCGCUGGCCGUCUGCCUGGGCCGCGUGGCCGACGUCUACAGGUACUGCCGCGUGAGCGUCCCCGACGGACUCCUGAGAGACCUGCUGCCGGGCCCCGUGACCCUGGUGUUGGAGCGCUCGCAGGAGCUCAAUCGGGACCUGAACCCCUGCACUCCUCUUGUCGGCGUCCGCAUCCCGGACCACGCCUUCAUCCAGGAUCUGGCCCAGGUGUUCGGGGAACCACUCGCUCUCACCAGCGCCAACCUUAGCUCCCAGGCCAGUUCUCUGACCGUCGAGAUUUUAUUUAUUCAUGAGAGACACAGAGAGAGAGGCAGAGACACAGGCAGAGUGAGAAGCAGGCUCCAUGCAGGGAGCCCCAUGCAGGACUCGAUCCCGGGACUCCAGGAUCACGCCCUGGGCCGAAGGCAGCGCUAAACCGCUGAACCACCCAGGCUGCCCCCUACUGUCUUUUUAAUAAUUAAAAAAAAAAACAACAUCAUGGUAAGUGUAAUUUUUUCCACCACCGCCCCCCCCCCCCCUUUUUGUGGUGAUAGCUGUUUGAAAAAAUAGUUAGGCAAGAAGUCUUGACAACAGUGCUGUAAAGAAAGUUCUGGCUCUGAAACGUUAAAUCGCUUGACCCAGGGACUCCCGACCCCGUUCUCUUCCCUGGCUACCAGUCUAGUCAGAGAAAGGAUCAUCCUAAUUCAGUCUUGAACGCAUAGCUUGGGGGGGGGGGGGGAAACGAGAACACAAAGAAAUGUCACCCACCACACAUUUUUCUUCUUCCAGAACUUGAAUGUAAAAUAUAGCACAGUGAUGGGGCUUUCCAUGCCCGGACCUAGAGAGCAGCUUCAGGGGCCUUAGAAAGUGAGAGCCCAGCAUCCUAUCCUGUCCUGGGCCCACAGGCUUUACCUGGGCCCCAUGGUUAUGCCCCAGGCAGUGGGGUGGGGGUGGGGGUGUUCUUGGCUUGUCAGCAAACAGUUGACACCUGUCCAACGCAGGAACUGGUGGUUAUGAUCUUUCAUCCCAAAUGCCCAAGCCCAGCCACCGCUGCAGGGUUUCCAUGAGUGGCGGUGCUGGGGAGAGUGGGCGAUGCUCUCACACAGUUAACAAUUCAGUCCACGGUUUUGGGGGAGGGUAUCCUUCCUGUAGCCCAAAGAUUGAGUGCUGGUGCCAUGCACGUGGAAGAGUCCGUCCUCCGUGUCUUCCUCUCACUACCCUUAUCCAGGGUUCUUGUGAGAUCUAGGAUCACAGUGUCCUGGAUGAAGUAACUUGCAUGCAGUGACACAGAAAUUUGGGUGAAAGUUCAGGGUAGAGCCUACAUCUUUGGACACCCGCCCAGGACUCCGGUCACUGUACUUCUACGUCUCCGACAGGAGCCCCGUGUGGAGUUUCCUCCUGGCACAACAGAAUUUUUGUUAAACUCUAGAGAGGUGUUACUUGAGGUAGUAACCUGGGAGGGCUCCAAACCUCAUAGGAUGCCGUGUCCUCGGUGCUCAGGCUGUGUCCUUGGCACAGCUGACCUUAACUGAAUGAGGUUCCUUCCCCUGCUUAGAGGGAGAUACCUCCUGAUUUAGAAGGGUGCGGCUUCCGUCUUCCUACGAACACCAGGGGUAGUGUCCAUGUUCUUCCUCUUCCUCU